Messenger RNA from Liolophura sinensis, 3232 nucleotides. RefSeq names its product synaptonemal complex protein 1-like. Gene Ontology annotation, biological process: meiotic DNA repair synthesis; synaptonemal complex assembly; chiasma assembly. The record is from RefSeq and is a predicted model, not a curated record. Lineage: Eukaryota; Metazoa; Mollusca; Polyplacophora; Chitonida; Chitonidae. Gene Ontology annotation, molecular function: double-stranded DNA binding. Gene Ontology annotation, cellular component: central element; male germ cell nucleus; transverse filament. The transcript is spliced from 11 exons. The coding region runs from base 1 to 1611 and encodes 536 amino acids.
AUGCGUCGAGAGGAAUUUGACAGAAAAUUGAAAGAUCUGAAUAAUUUACAAGAGAAAGGUGAAGAGAGCGUCAAAGACAUGGAACAAAGACUUGCUUUGAAAUCAAAGUCAGCCACAGAUUUUGAGACAAAAGUGAAAUCUUUGAAGACUGAUGCAACUGUCAAGAAUAAACAGAUAAAAGAGCUGGAAAAAGAAACAAAAAGUUUGAAGUCUCAGUUGGAUAAAAUGACCAAAGCUCAGAACUGCCUGAAGACCAACCUGGAGGAGAAGGACAGUGAGAUUAAAUCUGCCACUGCAAAUCAAUUAGAUCUUGAAAAACAGCUGGAAAUCCUCAAGAAAAAGAUAGAAGAAGACAAAGAAUUUGUCCAACACUCAAAAGAGCAAGUUUCGAAGAUGGAACAGGAGAAAAAGAAAGCAAUGGAAGAAAAAGAGUCUGCAGCAAAAAAAUGUGAAUAUGAAAUGGGAGAGAUGAUGUCUACUCUUGAGAAGUACAAGCAAGACAAUCAGAAUAUCCUCACUCAAAAAGACAAGGAAAUAGGAGUGCUGAAAUCAAAAGUGGCCGAACUAAGGAAACAAGCUGAUGACAAAACUGAAGAUUUAAGAUCAGAACUUGACAGUCUAAAGAAGAAACUAGAUGAAGAAGAAAAGGAAAAGAGUGUGAUGGAGAAGAGAGCAGCAAAACAAGAGAAGAAAAUGACCGCUGUUGUUAAACAGUCUAAUUCUAAGUUUCACUUCAGAAUAUUUCUUGAGAAACAAAUUUUCAGGCAUUGUCCAUGCCAUUUGUGGUUAUGUCAUGUCAAUACAUCAGUGGAGCCUGCACUUUCUGAUUAUAUAGUUUUUUGUGUCGGCCAGGAUGAUGAGAUACAGUCAUUAAAGAAAAGUCUAGAAGAACUUAAAGAGCAACUGGUUAAAGAGAAGACAGUAGUUGUGACACCCCAACAGCGUUACCCAGAGGAGCCCAUUCAGAAUUUAGAGGCGCUAAUAACUCCCAGAGUGCCAAAGGCUUCUUCUUUAGAAGUUCUCAAAACUGCUCAAAGAAGUAUUUUGAGACAAACAGCUGGGAGCUCUGUUUCCAAGAAGAGACGGGUGGCAUUUUCAACUGAUCUGGAUUCUCAUGGAGAGAAUUCUGACUCAUCAUCAUCAGAGUUAAUGGAAGUGGAGAUUUCAGAAGUAGAGAACAGGUAUAAAGACAAGAAGAAGAGAAGAAAUACGCCUAUUCCCGUAAGGCCGUCACCAAAAGUUUCUAAAUCACCAGGACCAGAUGGUGACUGCGGAAAAGAAAGUGUGAUGAUGACACCAUUAAGACCUGUACCAAGGGGACCAUCAAUCAAUUCAAAGAAAAAGAAGACUUCAAAUCUAACAGAUGAAAUGGGUCAGUUUAAAAGACUUUUCCCAAACUUUGUACAGUCUGAUGAAAAACAGCAGAGUAAAUCAAGGGAACCAGAUGUGAGCAGUAAUGUUAGAAAGACACCUUCCAAGGCAAGUGGCAAAUUUUUCAAAAGUUCUCCCAAGGACAGGAAUCGUUUUAGCAAACUCAGCAAGUUAGAAGAAAAAGAAGACUUAGCUUGGUUUGACCUGGACUCUGUCUUUGGAUUUGGUCCAGAAGACUGAAACUGUUGAAUACAAAUUGCUUGGAAUACUGGCAUGGCCUGUGAUAAACAUCUGUUCAAUACCUAUUACAUGCUGUUAAUUUUUCUUUACUAAGAUAUACAACAGUUGUUAUAUGUUGUUACAUUUAUGCAUGGAUUUGUUAAGAGUAGUUGGUUGUGUCUCCAUGUACAUGUAUAUUUCUUGAAAUAUUCUUGCCAAUAUGUAAGUGUUUUGUGAUAUUAAAGGGACAUAUUGCCAAAACAAUUUCAGAAUUUUUGAGUUUGUUCAGCUAAAUACAAAAAGUUGCAUUUGAAUCCCAAGUAAAUGCCCUAGGCCUAUACUUUCUGAAAAAUCUCAGUUAAAAUAAUUAAAACGGUAAAUCACCAUCCAACAAGAUAACUUGCAAAUGAGGCAGCACAGAGAAUCCCACAAUGCAGCAUUCACUUGUGGACAACAAUAUGACAUUACAAAACCAAAUUACAAGUCUAGCAAACCAAAUACGAUCUUCCUUUCUAACGAUAAUGUAUUAUAAAGUAUGUGUAAUUCUCAAUGAUAUCCACAUCAGAAUUACAACACAAUGCCGUGUUUGACGUUUGAAGUUAGCUGAACUUCCCACAUCGUUUGCACUCAUGACUUGAAACAGCUGAUGGUCGAAGGGAAACUCUGGAUAGAACUGAACACCCAAUUGUCCACUCAGUCAGAUACAUCAGCAGACACCUAAAAGUCUUUACCUAAAAAAACUUUAUGUUGAUGACGUUUAAAAUGGCAGCACAAUUUUUAGCUGUCGGCAAUAUGUCUUUUAAAAAGAUAUGUUUUGCUAAAAACAGUUUCUGCCUUAUUUUGUGGUAGGUCACAAAGUUAUCUGUAUUUUGAAUUGAUUUUUGUAUUUUUGAAAAAUGAAGAAAUGCAAUGGACUUGCAAACUACAAUUAUUUGAACAGUGCUUGAAUGCUUCUGAAACAAAAUUAACUGAUCUCUACCAUCAAAGAAAAUACUUUGACUGACAACUGCCAGUCAAAUGUUACAUGAUCCAAAUAGAAAACUUGAUAUUUGUUGACCACACCACUUUACCCAUUACUUAACCCGUUAGUCUAACAAGUUUGAUUGGGAGCAUGUUUGGUCAUGUGUCAAUAAGUUAAUUUUAACUAGGCCCUUGAAGAUAGCUGCAAAGCUUUCAUAUCUGCUCUGUGGAACCAGCAGUGUUGACUUUGGAAUUGUGGAAGGUUGCUUUUUUCAACAGAUCAUCAACAGACAUAAAAUGAUAAUUAAAAUUGAACAUUAUCCUAGAUGGUACUGAAACCGCUCAUUAGGUUGACAUUUCAUUGUUGUCAGAUCUCACUGGAGUACAUGUGGAUAGAAUCCAACAUUUUCAUACCAUUUGAAUACAUCUUAAGUUAUUUUUGGUUGGUUGUCUUUACACGGUACAGAAUGUACGUUGCCUAUCUGUGAUUGCAUUUUUGAUGCACAAUUUGCACGUGAUGUACAGUAUUGUCUAUUAUUAACUUUUUUCAGCUUGAGUAAGCGAAAUUACUGUAUAUGAAUUAUUUAUAUUAUGUUUUUUACCUUGUUACUUUACCUGGUGUUAUUUGUGACAAACUGGCAAAUGUCAAACACUGAGUUAUAAAUAAAAUACAAUUAAUCUA